AUGAACGGAGUUACUGGAGACCCAACACAGACCUGUGAAAUUUUCGGAAGCAGUAAUGCAGGUUCGUUCAUGCGACAAGUGCAAGCUGCAGUAGACGCCAGCCCCGACACAUCUCAAAUCCCAGUCACGACUACAAAAGAGCUCCCACUGAAUACUCAGUCAGCUCGACAGCUCCUUGAUGAUCCCGACCUCAUGUUCCUUCCUCCCAAGGGUUUGGCUGAUGCCUUGAUGCUUUCCUACUGGGACAACCAAUGGCAGUUGUAUCCCAUCAUACCGCGGCGCGAGAUUGAGACAAUAUAUGAGAGUUUAUGGGGAUCGACCACUAUGGAACAUUUGCAGUUGGCUCACGUCAGUCUCAUCAGCAUUUGUUUUGCACUUGGCUGCCAAUAUUGCCAGCUUUUACAGCCAGACAAACGAAUAGCUACGGGGAGCCAUUUCUUUGCCCGCGCAGAUCGCCUGCAUCAAAAAUUAGAGGAUGGCCCGUCGCUCACAAAGGUCCAAUAUCUGCUUCUUUCAGGAAUAUAUUUGCAGAGCACCAAUAAAGUAUUCCAGUGCUGGAUGACGGUUGGACAAGCGAUCCGCAUGGCACAGAGCUUAGGACUCCAUCUUUCUCAGCCUCAGCCGAGUUCCGAAACGAUAAUCCAAAGCGAGUACAGGCGGAGAACAUGGCAUGGUUGUGUUUGGUUGGACUGUGUUCUUUCAGCGACAUUUGGGCGGCCUGGGCUCAUUGCAGGGUUCCUUUCUGAGUCCGUACCGUUGCCAUCGAUGGUUGAUGAUGAGGAUUUGAACGGUGACAGUGGAACCCUCUCUGGCUGCUCUAAUGAUUCGCAUCUCAGAAUUACAUUCUUUGUCGAGGCAAUAAAGUUAUAUAGGAUACUAGGUGAAGUCCUAGCCCGCCUUUAUCUUAUUUCGAUGCGCAACGAUAAAUUCCAAAGCAAUCUAGUUCAGAUUGUCGAAAUUGAUGGCCAAUUACAGUCCUGGCAGGAAUCGCUUCCCAAACAUCUACGAGAUCACUCCAUCGCAGAGAACGAUGCUGUGUUGAAAAGGCAGUCAAUCGUUUUGAGAAUCCGUUUCUUACACGUUCGAACGUUACUUUUCCGCCCAGCACUAAUACAUCAUUGCCAAUCCGUCAAUCUUGACCACACUCCUGACACAAGCCUUGCCCAAUGUCUGAUCACACAGUGCUCCCAGUUGUGUUUCCGAAUCGCCCGCGAAGUGAUCAACAUAUUCCAUUGCAACUUGGACGCGGAGACGUUGGGUGGGCCAGUGCCGUGCUGGUGGUACUCUGUACUCUCAUGGCUUGCGCUAAUACACUUAGACCUGUACACCGCGGCGACGGUUGUAUUCGUUGAGCGCUACCUAGAGAAGAAGAACGGCUUAACGACUGAAUCGCCAGCUAGUCUUGCGUGGGAUGCUGCGCUUUCUGUGUUGCGAUCUUACAGUAUUCUUGGAGGCUCAGCGAAAAAGUGCGUGUCUUCUCUCGAGUACCUCUCUGAGAAAUUACCAAACGAGAAAGGAACUGCAGACACUGAAAUCCCUCAAGAUCACUUGGCUGAAAACAUGAGUGCACUGUGGGAGAUGCCAGACCUAUUCAGUGGGAAUGUAGACCUAACCGACUCGGCACUGUUGCCAUUUGACUUAGGGGGGAUGACUUGGUUAGAUUCUCUUUGA
Molecule: messenger RNA, 1671 nt
Organism: Clonostachys solani
Lineage: Eukaryota; Fungi; Ascomycota; Sordariomycetes; Hypocreales; Bionectriaceae
Source: the annotation of a GenBank genome assembly